GGCCAGUACAUUGCUCAAGCGAGCGUUCGGCCUGCCUAUUCCUACCGCAUAACCUUCCUCUACCUACAUACUUAUUUUACAUGCCUCUACUUUUCUCUCUCUACCUUUACCUGUGCCUCUGCCUCUGCCUCUUGUUUCUAUUCUCGUCAUUUGAUCCAUGUUCGAUCUGUUGGCCUCCCUUUCGACACAACAGCAUACCGUACCGUAUUGCAGCAUGUCAGGAUACCUACUUACCUAUGCACACAGUUGGUGACCUUGCAACCAGCUCAAACCGACACGUCCAUCAGCUACCGACCUACAUCAGACCUACACCAGACCUACACCAAGACCUACUUCGUACAUCCACACCUCCCGCAUCCGCAUAUAGACCUCUUUGAUAAAGUAAGUGAGUGCACAGCAGCGAGCAGUGACCAGCUUGAACACCCAGCCCGCACCGGAAACGCACAACAUAGUUGCUACAACCUCCACAUUCGUCCACUAGAUAGGGU
Molecule: messenger RNA, 488 nt
Organism: Xylaria bambusicola
Lineage: Eukaryota; Fungi; Ascomycota; Sordariomycetes; Xylariales; Xylariaceae
Exons: 1
Coding region: 81-377 (98 amino acids)
Source: RefSeq, a predicted model, not a curated record